UGGACAUGCAUUUCUUGUUUAGUUAUCCCGUAGAAUUUCGAAGCAACGUUUUCGUUGUGUUAGCUUAAUAGUACAAGUACAACCGACCAGCCUUUCCUUCUUCAGACACCGUCGUAGCGAACCAAUUAAAAAUGGUUCGCCUCACUCUCCGUAGGAGGCUCUCCUACAACACCGCAAGCAACCGAAGAAAGAUUGUGAGGACACCUGGUGGUCGAUUAGUUUACCAUUAUGUGAAAAAGCCUGGUAAGGCCCCAAAGUGUGGUAACUGCAAGGUGAGAUUGAAGGGUAUUGCUGCAGUUCGACCUCAUAAGUUACAUAGCCUCUCAUAUCGCAGAAAGAGAGUAUCCAGGUCAUAUGGUGGCAACUUGUGUCACAAGUGUGUGCGGGAAAGAAUCAUCCGUGCCUUCUUGAUUGAGGAGCAGAAGAUUGUAGUAAAGGUUCUGAAAGCUCAGAAGGGCCAUAUUGCCAAGGAGAAAUAAAUUUCCUGCAUGGU
Macrobrachium nipponense is the source of this 493-nucleotide messenger RNA. RefSeq names its product large ribosomal subunit protein eL34-like. Bases 132 to 479 code for a protein of 115 amino acids. The transcript is spliced from 4 exons. NCBI's taxonomy places the organism in Eukaryota, Metazoa, Arthropoda, Malacostraca, Decapoda, Palaemonidae. Gene Ontology annotation, cellular component: cytosolic large ribosomal subunit; ribosome. Gene Ontology annotation, molecular function: structural constituent of ribosome. Gene Ontology annotation, biological process: translation. The record is from RefSeq and is a predicted model, not a curated record.